Molecule: messenger RNA, 12678 nt
Organism: Porites evermanni
Lineage: Eukaryota; Metazoa; Cnidaria; Anthozoa; Scleractinia; Poritidae
Source: the annotation of a GenBank genome assembly
AUGGUUUUCCCGAGUAAACAUGGUGCCAGUUUUGCAGCAAUCACCUUGGACAGUAAAAUUGAAAUGUAUACUAUGACGUUGUGCAUGUGGCUUCAAACAAUUGAUCCGGGGCCUUUUCAUCUCUUUUCCUACAUGACGUUUGAUGGGACUAGAGAACUGUCUUUAGGAUGUGAAAGUAGUGAAGAUUGUGAACUGGUAUUGCUUCGUGAAUCCAGGUUAGUGUAGCACAUAUCAUCCCCCAGUACACCGGUCCACAUAGACAGCUCUGUGUCCCAAAUCAAGCACAGUAACAAAGCCCUGACUUCGAAUACAAAUACAGAACCAUAGCCCCGUUUUCCAACCAAUUAGCACCGAUGAACAGACCCGUUCUCUGUGUAUUAGCACAAAUUCAAAGCACUGUAUUUUGGCAUUAGCACAGUCUUCCAUAUUCAGGCACCUGACAUCGCCCCGUCUCGUAUGCUUUUGCAUAUGCAUAGGCACAGAUGUAUUGUCCAGUCAGUUCCCACUCAAAAGCACAGCUGUCCCUUGCAUUAGUACAGGUGCACAGCCCCGUCGUCCAUGCGAUGAUCAACCACGUCUAUCCAAGUCCGUGUUGCACAUGUACUGGCAAGAUUCACAGCCGCAUCUUUGACGCAUUUGCAGAGAUGUACAGCAUCUUUUUGUAGCAUACACAUGCCCUACAUUUAACCCAGUCAGUUUAAAAUCCAGAGUGUUAUGCAGUGGCUGUUUUGGAAAUAUGUGGACCUUUACACGAGAGAAAUUAUUCAUGACACCAAAGGAAAAAAAAAUUUGUUCUUUCUAAAACUGUGUUCACACUUUAUCAGAUAGCUUUUGCGCCGCCAGAUUGGGUUUCUGUUCACACACAAGACAGCUGUGGUGGCGUGAUUUCUGUGACUGGAGCGAAGGUGCACCUCGCUGAUCACAAAAGUGGAGCGUCACAUAUUGGAUAGGAGUUUUUGCCAUACUUUGGUGUUCUACAUGUGAACACUUAUUCCGCCUGUCACAGAAGUUAAUAAGCAGUAGCGAGGACUGGAAUCCACCUAGAAGGAAGUAAAUAUUCAAGAUUUAGUGUACCAAACCCUCUCAGCCAACCGCGCCAGCACGAUGUUUGAUGUGUGAACGACUUGUACAGCCCCAGGUUGUUGCUGUUUAUUCUGUACCGGACAGCUUUUUGUGGCGCCAUGGUGUAGUGUGAAUAUAGCCUAAACCACUCUAAAGUGCGUAAUUUUUUAAAACUGGUACGGAACUCUCUAGAGCCUUUUUGAAUGUUACCUUAUCUUUAUAGUUUUUUUAAAAAUAAUAUCCUCUUCUCAACAGAAAAGUUAGCCUGAUAUCUAUAAAUGAUGGGAAAUGGCGUUGUGUUUGCCUGACUUGGGGAAAUCGUACAGGGAACUGGACCUUAUACCUCGACGGUGCACGAAGAGCCUAUGGAAGCAAUGUAGGAACUGGACAGGCAAUAAGCGGAGGAGGAAGGCUGGUACUGGGUCAAGAACAGAAGAAUUCUAGUGCCCAGUUCUUCAACUCGACCAAGUCAUUCAUCGGCAACAUCUCUCAGUUUUUCAUACAGAAGAAAAUGUCAGCUAAGCGUCUAGUGAAGAAACUGUCAAGUGAUUGUCAUGGCAACAUUGAAUCGAAUAAAAGCGUUGUCUUUUGGAGUGAAUUCCAAAAUAAAAUUCGGGGUCAAAUACAGAUUCGACGGAAUUCGGCAUGCAAUGCUUCAGGUAUAGUAAAGGUAUUGUUAAGAUUCACGCACAGAAAUUCCAUACUGAUGACGUGUCACUACCCAGAUCUGGGUACUGUUCCUGAUUGGAUGAAACAAAUUUUCAACCAAUCAGAAGCACUACCCAGAUCUCAUUGGCAUUUAAAUUCUGGGCUUGUUUCUAAGAAAUCAUUUCGCAGGGAAAUCAGUGAUGAUGGUGUCUCAAAAUGUCAGCUGUUCUCUCAGGCUAAUAAAAAUAAUACAGUGAAAAAUAAUAUAAGCGGUCACAAGGGUUAGUAACUCUCUGACUUUUCCUCCACCAUUUUCUGUUAAAUGAACCCGCACGUAGCAGAAAUCUGAGAGUCUCAAUGGGGUAGUGACUUGGACGGUUGACAUUUACAUUUACCAUGUACAGCCUACCGCUCACAUUAUUUUGAGGAUUAUUUGCUGCGGCGGUUAGUUUUUUUUGACGGCUAAUUUUUUUCUAGUUUUGAUGGUUAACGGUUGAAUUUUAGAGCUUUUGACGGUUGACGGUUAUCAGGUGGAAAUUUAGUCCAAGAGCAUGGCUAGAAAUUUUGGACAAGCAUGCGCUCUCGAGACAGCAUUUUGGCGUUACGUUGUGUCACAAAACGCCUCAAUGUUUAUAGGCUUUAAUGGAAGAAUAGAUACAAAAUCAAUCCUACCUCAAUAACUGAAAGUAAAAUCCAUUUCGUUCACUUCAAUUCUGCAGAGCAAUCGAGGAAAGCUAAAACUAUUCCAGAGAAUUGCACUUCUCCUAGUCGUAAUCGCUGAGGUAUUCAACUUUGAAGAUGCGACGAAUUUUUGUAAGAGGCCCAUAUUAUGGCGGAAUGCUCAAAACGGUGAAUCCAGCUUGCGAUGAAGGCCUCCUCAGUUCACGGCGACUUUGAAAAGCCAAGCUCUGAAAAACGCUACAGGACAUCUCUCUGUAGUCUGUUUCUGUUGCGGUAUAUCUUGUGUCUCAAACAAGCCAAAAUAGAGGAAGCCAUUCUCGGCUAAACCUCAAGUUCUUUGCUGUGCCAUAUACAAUUCAUCCAAAUUUCCUCCAAAACCCACUCGUUGAAAAGGUUGUUUCACGGACAUUUUAUUGCCGACAUUUUUUGGGCAAUACUUUCAGUCAGCAGCUUCAGUUGGACCACAAACAACUCUGAAUUUCAUCACUCAAGGUGUCCCCUAAACCUAUGAGCCGGGAAACUCGCAAAAAUCCAGCGGAGUUAUCCAUUGCGUGACAGAUUGUAUGUGAAUGUCACGAAAUUCGAUGUCCGUGAUUUUCUAGCCAUGUUAGGUAAGAUUAAUAACUCGGUCAGUGUAAAACGCAGACUGCGGACUGCAGACUGCAGACUGCGGACCAGGGGUAAAAUGCAGACUGCAGACUGAGAGUAAAAUGCAGACUGGGGUAAAAUGCAGACCGAGCAUAAACUGUAGUUGUGGAAAGGUUUAAGGGUCAAAAAAUCCCGCAAAUACAUGUAAACGAACACUUACUUGAAUACAUCUGCUUUCACAAAUCCAUUCAGGACUUUCUUCUCUAGAACGUUGUCGACGACCAAAAAACAUAUAAUCGAAAUCUUGAACCUUUUUUGCGUCCGAGAGACCUCACGCUUCAAGUUUAGACGCGAAGUUUUCGAUAUACGUGACCAGGGACCGUGAAUUGUUACAACACCACGAUGUUUACGCCUAAAUGGAAGCUGCUGACCCAAAAUACUGUACAGGAAGAAUUAUGGCGAUAAAGAGGGAGUAAAUCAUUCCAACAACAAAGAAAGAUGUUCUGCAGGAAAUUUGGAUGACCUUCUAUGAAAGUAUUGCAAAUCAAGGUACACAGACUUAACCUGUUCGGAUGUUCAUUGAAACUUCUGGCGAAUGUGCAAUCCACUUCAACUAGGAAGGGAAGUGUGUAACUGAUACCGGCUAGCUAUUUCACUGAUUUGGAGAGGAAGGAGCACAAAUGUUUAAAAAAGUCUACAGUCUUUAUUCUGCAUUUUACCCCAGUCUGCGUUUUACUCUCAGUCUGCAGUCUGCAUUUUACACUCUGUCUGCAUUUUACCCCUGGUCCGCAGUCUGCAGUCUGCAGUCCGCAGUCUGCGUUUUACACUGACCGAUUAAUAACUUCUCUAUAAAUUAAUAUGAACUGUUGUGUUUUGGAGGCUGUCUUUGCUUUCCACUUAUAUAAAAUGUCCAAAUAUUUUCAGAAAUAAGCAAUAGUGAGAUUUGAAAUACCUUGAAACUUCUGACGGUUAACGGUGAAAAAAAUAACCUUUUUCGACGGCUGACGGUUAAAUUUUAGGCCAUUUGACGGCUGACGGUCAACCCCAUUGGCACCCUCAAAUCUGCGAUCCAGCAGCGGAGGGUGGAAUGAGUGGCGUGGGCGACUGGGCUCCGGCUGGGUUUAAAUUAAUCUUCCAUCAGGCCAUAGUUUUCAGUUUGCUUGUUUUGUUGUCGUUGUUGUUGUUUUUCUUUUGGAAGAAAGACACGAUAGGUUCCACCGUAAAACCUUCGCUGUAGUACACCUAUAGAUCUUAAUGCUUAAAUGCUGGACGGAAGAAGAUCGACGGAAGGAUUGAGCAGUGGGUGAAUGGUUUAGCGAGAUGUUAUUCCAACCAAGUCGCCCGGGGUUCAAAUACUCGCUCCGGUCAAAGUAGACUUUCCAAAAAGUCCUUCGUCCGAUUUAAACUCUUGAGGUCGACUCGUAGCAAGUCUAACGUCAAGGUAGCUCUCAGUUCAACUUCUCAGUCGAUCAUGAUUAUAACCGUAUUUCCAGUUAAGUUGGGGGUUCUCACUCAAUUGGCCGGGGGGGGGGGGUACUUCCUUAUAAGAGGUUAAUGAGGAUGUGCCGCUGGAUGGGGUCGCAUUUUCACGACUGGACUGACUAUAAUGAGGUCGCAUAUUCAAUAGAGUUACUAGAAUAGGGUCGCACAUUUUCGGAUUUUUGGGGAUAAGACAGUUCUUCAUAUUUACGGUUAGCAAACGUACCAGAAUGUUUGCACUGUAGACGAAAAGUAAACUGUUCUUCAUUCAAUCUAAAAAAUGGGUCAAUUUGUAAAAAUAGAAAGUAACUAAGUUGGGAUCGCGAAUAUUACAUAUUUGCCCAAAAGUGACUAAGAUAGGGCACGGUCUAUAAUUGGACACAGAAUAGACUAUAAUGGGGUAGGGGUUCUAAGAGGCCAGCCGCAUAUACCCAGCAAAAAUAAACCCAAGUACACCCCCGGGUCAAUUGGUAGGUUUUAUUUAAAGCAUCCCUUUUUAAAAAAAUGAAUAAAUGAAUGAAUUAUUGGAAUUAAAUGAAUGGCUGGCUGGAUGGAUGGAUGAAUGGUAAUGUAUCAAAAGAUCGAUCAAUCUAUGAAUAGAUGGAUAGAUAAAUGGAUCGAUCGAUUUAUGAAUGGAUGGACUUAUAUUAUUAUAACUAACGAUCAUACACACAUUCCCAUUUACAAUUCCAGGCGAAGAAUCGAGAUUUGUCCUGAAUUUCCCAGCUCGUUCAACCAGCAACACCGUUGUUCCACAAGCUUCAAUGCCAUCCAUGACCGCGGGAACAAUCUGCUGGUGGAUGAAGAACAACUUGAAUAAUUACAAUCUUUUUUCUUAUGUUGCCCCCACCGCUUCGAAUCCAGCACUGGAGAUUUACUUUGGCAUAUUUUGGAAAUUCCAGCUUGGUUUAAAAUCACCUAAGUACGUUAUAAUUACUAUCCAUAACUGUGGCAAAAUACAAUAAUUAUUGUUUGAGGUUAAAUAUGAAGCAGCAUAAAAACCAAACUUAAGUUACAAAUCGGGAUGGCCAGAGCUUCAAGUUGCAAUGGUAAAACGAAUUCGUAACGUGCACCAGGGGUGUCGCUGAUAGCUGCUGAUAGUUCAAAUUCACUUCAGUUUUAGCUAAUUUGGUGCCGUGCGCAAAAGUAGGUAUUGUAUGAAUUACGGUAUAUUUGGGAGUAAGAAAGCUCAGAAAAGGUGGGUUUUCAUUUUCGCGUAAUUUUUACGUGCGUGCGCACGUAUAGUAAAUAGAAUAGAGGCACUGUAUGAAGUUUCGCGCUAGUUCAAGAGGAAUGAGCAGUACUCGGGCCGAUACUCAGGGCUAUAAAAUAACUGAAAGUUGAAGGUACUGCCAUUGUCCUGCAAAAGGUUAGACCGUUGCGUUUCUCCGACAAACACUUAUAAAUGUUUAAAAAUAGCGGCCUGGCCAUCUCCAGUAGAUGCAAAAACAGUGCCCUCAAUUAUUACUUGCGUAUAAAAGUGGCUUUUACUUUUUUGGAUAGGAAUCCUGGUACAAACAAUUUGUGAAAGCUUAUUUACGGUUAUGAUACUAAAGUUCCAAGAUCGUGCAUCCUCAUUUAAAUCAGUCUCAAGUAUACUUGUACUUAAUUAUCCUGAAGCGAAGACCACAGCGGAAAUAUUCAUAGUCAUGCACAGUGAAAGUUUAAUUUCUAAACUACGUACAGUCAACCUCCGAUAACGGCCACCUCUCGAGCUCUACAACGGCCACUUUCUACUGUCCUCAAGGUGGCCGUUGUAGAGAUGUUCAACAGUAUCGCCAAUGUGGACUCAGUUUGUAUUUUGUUCCAGACUUUCGUAUGAAGCACCAUUCAUCGGCGAUGAUUACUGGCAUCACUUAUGUGCGAUGUGGGAUACAGAUACGACAGAGUGGAGCCUUUAUCUUGAUGGAGUGCACCAAAUUUCUCAAACGAAAGGACAUUUAAGUGGCUACAUAGUACAAGGGGGAGGGACGUUUCACCUUGGACAGUUUGUGCAAAACGGAGCAUACAAAGUAGCUAAAGCUUACCAAGGCUGGAUAACUGGACUCAAUAUCUGGACGACGAGGCUCUCCUCGAGGACAGUAGCAGCGUUAGCCGAAGAGCCUGGUACAGAGAAGGGAGAUGCGCUUUCAUGGAGCAUGUUUAGACAGGGUAUAACAGGAGAUGUGCAGAUAUACAACGACUAUACCUUUGAAAUGACAGGUAUAUGUGCUAGGUCUAGCCUUCCACGCAGGCGUUUUUUAGGGGAGCUCGAAAUACGAGCUCCACUAAAAACGUCUGCGUACGAGGCUAUGCUAGGUCUGGAAAUGGUGGUGUUCUUGUUAAGAGCAGAUCAACCAAUGGCACCUUUGACGUUGUGUAACAUUAUUCGUCAAUUAUAAUCAGUUUUCCCUGUUUGAAAGAUUGCAGACGUAAAUCUUCCAAAUUGAAGCCAAGAGAUUUAAGACAAUCUUUAAAAAUGGAGAAAAUUUUUCGAGUGAAUAUUAAACUAAAUCAGGUAGUAAUCAGUAAAGAAUGAUGUAAAUUUCUAAAUAAUAUGAAGAAUGAAAUCGUAAUAUAUUUGAAAUAGAAUGGUUACUUUGUGAAAUACGGUACUUCGCACCAUUAGAAGCACCGCGAAACAAUUAGCUUUUAAAAGCAACUGACAAAGAAAGUUUUAUCUACUGGUCUGUUCUUCGUUUUUGAUCUGGACCUACAAAUUUGUCUAAAAUUUGGUGUUAUUUACUGCAUGAUUGGAUAAAGUGGACCCUGGGAAAGUGGAUUAGCCACCGUGGGAGGAUUGAGAAACUGACCUUUCGAGCGCUAGCCAUUCGUCAAAUGUGUGCUUAGUACAAAAAUAUACCCUAGUCUUUGAUUGAAUGUGAGGCUGAGCCAGUUGACCAUCUCUUGAUACAAACCUCCUUGCUAUUUUUAUAGAAAUGAUAUUACGACAUGAUUUACGUAAUAAAGUAGGAAGGCUGUAUCAAAACAGUUCAACUCAAACUUUGCUUCAACCAGCCGCAGCAAAUGUUUUCGCUACUUUAGAACGAGAGGGAACCUGGGCCGAGUUAGAUUUUGCAAAGACGUCUGAGAACGAUCUGGGGACGCACUAUUCAGCUAUUGGCCAAUUUCUUUUCCCUGUCCCCAGUAAUAUUCCCAGAAUUCUUUGCGAAAGUUAUCUUUACCCAGUUUCUCCUCUUUUCUUAAUUGGCGAAAUAGCCGCUUGGGCUGGGCAAUAGAGAUUCUCUCGUGGACUGGGCUGGGUAGGUCUGCGGAUUUGUGUGGUAAGCUGACCUAGAGAUGACUGAAGCUUGUUUGGCUUUUCUCCUCUGGUCAAAUCGUUCAUAUUUUCAAGAGGUAUGAUUCAAAUAUGAAUUAAUUAAAUAACUCUCAGUUAUGAAAGGACUAUAAAAUUCCCAUCUACGCGUCCUGCCCCUAGCCCAAGGUUACCACCACUCAAACUCUUCCUUACUGAGCAAAACGUUGGAUGAGAGAGCGGUCAUGUAGCAGCUCUCCUACAUUACUGUGAGGUGGACAAUUUACCGAUCAAAUGGAUUGACUGUAUCCCUUUUUUGUUGCAGCCAGGGAAAGUGAUUACACUCUUCGCUUUCCCGGAUUCUCAAACAACCCAGCCUACGUUAAGUAUAAUUACGACUACGCGUAUGUAAUUACUUCCCUCAGCGCUUGUGCCUGGUUUAAGACAACAGCUGCUGCUAAUGAAAUGACUCUUUUGUCGUACGCAACUAGUCAGCAUUUGUCAGCUAUUCACUGGUCCAUUAUUAACGGGACAACCAUUCUGAUGAAUAUCAAUUCUUGGAAUCCCAGGUAAAAGACUUUUCAAAUCAUCCAAUACAACAUUACCUUCCUUAUAUUAGUUUGUAAAAUACAAGUAACUUGAUCUUCUCAUCGCAUAGAACAAUUCAUAAUUAAGCCCAACUGGAUCUUUAAAGAACCUUUUUGAACAACUCCACGUUCGUGUUCGAACACUUUUUCAGUCGUUUUUGGUUGAAAUUCAAUUGCUACUGGUUAGAGUCAUUUUCAGACGACUUUCUCUGGAUCUGCUACCAAGGUUGUGUACAUGGCAAAAGGAAGAAUGAUGGCUGCAGUUCCUCUUCAACAAAUGGUAUAAAAACGUUUCAGUCUUACGUACGACAAGGCAAUGACUAUAAGCGCCUGUUUACAUGGAGGUGGGGGACCCCAGGUAGGUGAGGUAACCCGCUUAAUUGGGGCAACCCGCCUGUCCAUACAAUCACUCAUUUGAAUUUGAUCACGUUUACAUGAUAGGUGGGUUGACUAUAUGAGAGAUUUGAUGGAAAGGCGAAUUAUCUCACCUACCUGGGAUCUCGCACCGCCAUGUAAACAGGCCCUAAGAAUAUGUACCGAAACUUUUGUCGCAAGCGGAGACUGGACUUGUCCAAUUUUUUGCAUUUACCCUGAAUAUGUCUAAUGUCCUCUUUUUUAAUAUCUUCCAUUUCCUAUUCCUCUUUUUGUUUUUUUAAUCAUGAGCGCUGAAAGGUUCGGAGCCCCAAAGCACAAUCCCCUGAAUAGACCGUUUGAAUGAGAUUACCAUGUGUAUUCGUUGACUUUGUAGUUUGAAAAAUUUUAAACUUUCUUAUUACAUGUAAAUACAUAUAAUAUUUUACGUGUGUUUGGUAGUUCUGUAGAGGUCAACAGCAUUCUGAAUGAUGGCAAAUGGCAUCACGUGUGUAUUAGUUGGAGGUCCGUGGGAGGUUCGGUGUGGGUGUAUGUCGAUCAACGCCUGGAUAGCACAGGUUCUGCGUACAAAACAGGAGAAUAUAUCGGGCGUAUAGGAACUUUUAUGAUUGGACAGGUUCAAACUUCAGUUGGUAGGUCUCGUAGGAAACGUCUAGAUUCCUUUGCCUACAAUGACGUUAACACUGCUUUAUUUAACUGCGAAUAAGGGAUGCGGUUUCACAGGACACUUUCCGUGGUAAAUGACCCUUUUACCGGGGGGAAUUGCUGAAGUGUUUGUGACCGGACUUUCCCGAGAUAAAUUUACCAUGGGAAACAUCCAUGGAUACCUCAAAAAGAAAAGAGAAACUGCCCAUGACAUUAAACGUGGUAUUAAGCUAGGAUGUUGCGAUACCCCAGGGCAAGAAAACCAAUCAGGAUCUUCAUUGGACAACAACAUGAGAAAGCAAAGAAAAUUAUUUAUUUUAAGAGGUUUCUUUCGCUAUGUUUCGGGAAAGAUCGAUGUUGACAUAACAGUUUUUACGUUAUCUAAAGGUAAAUUUUAAGACAAGAUUUCAGCUGAUUUGUUGGGCCAGAAGUAUACGUAGGAACGAUAUUUACCAAAAAUAUAUUAUAUUCCUGACAGAUAUUCAAAAUAGGCUGGAGAUGGAAUCUAAAGCCCAGAUUUAAAAACAAAAAAUGGUAUAUACCUUCGCAAAGUUAUCAGGACUAACGUGCGGGAUGAAAUUUUGCCUACACUAUUCAUAAAUUUUCUCAGAACAUGAAAUCCUGCCAUCCUUGGUGUUUAAUUCAGUCAUGUCAUUCAGUCACCGAUGGUUCACUACACUACUAGCAGUCUCUCUUUUUUCUUGGUCCAUCGAGCAAAACGAGCGAGACACGCAAACGACCACGCUCGUGAAUCAAGGUGCGAGACGUCCGCGCCCGCGUGCACUCCCCCUCGCCCCAACUAAAUCUGACGAAAAAGAGAAAAUUCUCGCAGUCUAAUUCUCUAUUUUCCAAUUCCCCAUAAUACACUCUGUUUGCCCCCCAAAUUUUGCAUAAACCAUUGUUUUUAAAUGCUCCUGGGAGUAUUACAUUUUCCCAAGAGCAUUUAAAAACAAUGGUUUAUGCAAAAUUUGGGGGGCAAACAGAGUGUAUUAUGGGGAAUUGGAAAAUAGUCAAUGGUUCACCGUUGUUAAUCGUCUGUGUAGACCACGUGAUUUUUUCCCGGAUUGUGCAAAAAAUGAUUCCGAGGGGAGGGGACACCUGUACACAGGCUAUCAAAAAAUGGCUUUGAAUCUAAAUAACCUUAAUCUUUUUCAAUCAUAGAGUAGGGAAUCUUUGAGUUACCAUCAUUUUACAAACGUUUUCUAACAUAUUUCAACGCAGGUGUCCCAAGUUCGGAUACCACUAAGGCUUUUGUCGGUGAGAUAACACGACUGAACGUUUGGAAAAACAGAAUGGAGGUAACUGAACGAGCAAGGAUCUUGGGCAGAGGGUGCGGCUUUUGGAAUGGGAACGUUCUACCCUGGUGUGAACUGAAAUCCAAUCUAUUUGGAAACGUAAACCUUAUCCCCAACUCCGAAUGUUUUGUUCCAGGUUAGUUUACAUUAGCACUUUUUCUGUUACAGUGCAUGUCUUUCCGAAAGGUGGUCGCAUACUUACUGGUACCAUUACUUGAAAUUGACUCAGUGAUUCUUUGUUACUACACGCGCGUAUUUAACCUAAACGGUACAGCGAGCAACCCCAUCGUUUUUAUGGAUGAAUUCCCCCGGAGAGGGAAAGAGACACAUGAUUCGUUCACAGUCGGCCAUUAUCAUUUGCACGCGCGGUAGCGGAUCGCAACCUCGUCCCGGGGCUUUUCCCUUAAAAAAAUGGAGGUGAAAAGCCUGGGGAGGGGGUUACGCGGAUCGGUCACGGAAGUCACCUUUCUCCCUUGUGCUUCCCUCGUAUGAGACACAAAAGAAGCCAACAUGAGAUGAUUCAGCGAUAAUGUAUAAUCAGUUUCCUUAGUGUGUAUUUUACAUUUUGGUCAAUUGGCUUGGUUAUUAUAGUGACAGGGAAAAGGUUAAUAAAUUACAGUCGAGGCAAGUCAAAAUUCCCCCAUGGCCCAUUACUGCACUAACUGUUUCAGUCGUUGUCGCUACUUAUAGUAUCGAAUUCAAAUUUGUAUUCCUGCACGCACAACAAGGAGGGAAUUUUAGGCCUUCUCUGUAUUCAGGCAGGUUGAAAAGUGUUUCAAACUUUGAAAUUCAUAUGAAGACACAACCUUGUUCCCGGGUCUUUCUGAGCAGGAGGGUACAAUAGACCCUGGGAACUAGCUGCGUUGAUGAUAACGGACACUAAAUCGAGUUCAGAAAAAAGCUGAGUCAAGAGCUUACAAAAAUUUUACCACCCCGCGUGUGAAUUCACUACUCUUGAUGUGUAUGCUGAGAAUUUAGGAUUCAAUUUUCGAGAGAUGAAUUCAAUGAUAAAAUAAAGGGAGAUAAUGACCCACUAUCCUUUCUUGUACGUUAAAAUCUACAGGGGUGGGUACGCUUGUAUGGCAAGGAAGAACAUAAUAGACAAGAUUCAUGUUCUCGUGAGCCUUAAUUCCCAAUCUCAUAUCCCCGACCCCCCCCCCCCCCCCCCCCCCCCCCCCCCCCCCCCCCCCCCCCCCCCCCCCCCCCCCCCCCCAAAAUAUAAAAAAAGGGAGAGAAAUGACCCCCUUCCCUUUCUUUAAAUUAAAAAUCACCAGGGGGGGGACGGUUUUAUGGGCAAGAAAAAAAAAAAAAACAAAAAUUCCUUUUUCCUGGGCCCUUAAUCCCCACCCCCAACCCCCCCCCCCCCCCCCCCCCCCCCCCCCCCAUCCCCGCACUCAAACACCAGCCGUGCGAGCUAUAGUUGUACUUUCACUAGGGACCCGAGCAACGACGACGACGACGGUAGUGAAAACAUUACUUAAAAAAUGAAUUUGCGUCCUUUUAAACUUUAUCGCGUCCAUUUAGGACCGCUGAAUUCGUCCAAUGUAGGAGAUUUUUCCUGGAGUUGACUGAUUCUUAAGGCUUUAUCCAUGUUCAAAUAGAGAAGGGAAAAUUUGUCAUAGUAUGUCCACGACCUCCAUAAAACAUCGCAUUGGGAGGUUUCACGUCGCAGUCGUGCAGUGGACGUCAAAGAAAUGUACUAAAGAUCUAGAGCGUGAUGUACGUGCAGAGCAGUUGUUUCGCUCAUAAAACCAAUUGUUUUUUGACUUUGUUGUUGUUGUUGUCGUCGUCUUUGCUUAAGGUCCCUAUUAUCAACUUUUUUCCUCUUCUUUUAGACGUUAUUGUACAAGAAAGACGCAACGAAAUGUGUCAAAACAGGAUCACACCCGGCCUUCACUGCCAUGGCCAAAAAAUCUACUCAAUGUUUGAUUUUGAUAAUCAGUUAAAUGGUGGAAAGCGUCUGCGUUGUUACGUGGAGGACGCCUUGACAAGCAGUGAAUUACAUUACCUUAAAAUAUACGACACAGCGCGAGACUCAACGUGCUUCCAGGACUUGGUACAAGAGCUUCUUAAUUUAAGACGAUGA